Messenger RNA from Mytilinidion resinicola, 401 nucleotides. RefSeq lists its product as uncharacterized. The coding region runs from base 80 to 235 and encodes 51 amino acids. NCBI's taxonomy places the organism in Eukaryota, Fungi, Ascomycota, Dothideomycetes, Mytilinidiales, Mytilinidiaceae. The transcript has a single exon. The record is from RefSeq and is a predicted model, not a curated record.
CGAACCAGAACGGGCGGUUGGCGCAAUGGUAGCGCGUUGGUUUUCGGUUCUGAAUACCUUUGAUACCCAAUGGGUAUUCAUGUUUGCAGAGACACCAAAGGUUGUGGGUUCGAGCCCCAUGCUGCUCGCUUUUUUGCCUGCCAAACGUCUUUGGAACGUACUUUUCUUUUGGAAGAUCCAGGGUAUGUGGGGUGUGUUAGUUUUGUGUGGUGGGGCAUGGAGGGGCAUUGUGUGAUGUCGGCUGCAAGGCUUGUGGUUUCGCGUUUUACUUUGAACAUGGACACAGACGGGAUGUGUAAUAUUGACCAAUACAGCAAGCUAUUAUGUACCAUUAUUGAUUGACUUAUGCUGUUAUGCUGUACAUAACUAGAAUCUAGAUUGACGGACGGAUUAGUUCACGG